This is a messenger RNA of Pygocentrus nattereri (red-bellied piranha), 2628 nucleotides long. It is a transcript of the gene ugp2a, whose product is annotated as UDP-glucose pyrophosphorylase 2a. Gene Ontology annotation, biological process: UDP-alpha-D-glucose metabolic process; glycogen metabolic process. Gene Ontology annotation, molecular function: UTP:glucose-1-phosphate uridylyltransferase activity. The transcript has 10 exons. Gene Ontology annotation, cellular component: cytoplasm. The record is from RefSeq and is a predicted model, not a curated record. Lineage: Eukaryota; Metazoa; Chordata; Actinopteri; Characiformes; Serrasalmidae. Bases 189 to 1709 code for a protein of 506 amino acids.
AGCACCCUGUUGAAACAGCACGGCUUUAACAGGAAAAGCGCGCAGAUCCGUUUAGGGAAUCCGCCGCUGCUGAACUCGUUUAAAGAGCUGAAUCCUCCCGUCGCGACUCGGACACACAGCCUCGACUGCGCGCUGACUCCGACCGGACCCUCCUCAGUCCAUCACAGCGCUCUGACUCGUACAUCAGCAUGUUGGUCGCCGAGUUGAAUCGAGGUGGUCUUAACGCCGGUAUGACUGAGUUUCAGGAGAAACUGAGGCAGCAGCAUGAGAACUCCAUGCACCAAGAGCUGGAGAAGCUCCUCUCCACCACCAAGGGAGUGGAGGCUGAGAACUCCAGGAAAGAUUUUGAAGGAUUUAAGCACCUGUUCCAUAGGUUCCUGCAGGUGAAGGGGCCAUCAGUGGACUGGGCCAAAAUCAACAGACCUCCUGAGGAUUCGAUCCAGCCCUACGAGCGGAUCCAUGCGAAAGGUUUGCCGGAGGCCAUAGCGGCCAGUCUAAAUAAGUUGGCGGUGGUGAAGCUGAAUGGUGGUCUCGGCACCAGCAUGGGCUGCAAAGGCCCGAAGAGUCUGAUCAGCGUUCGGAAUGAGAACACCUUUUUGGACCUGACUGUGCAACAGAUUGAGCACCUAAAUAAGACGUAUAGCGCUGACGUCCCUCUGGUCCUGAUGAACAGCUUCAACACAGAUGAAGACACCAAGAAGAUUCUGCAGAAAUACACUCACCACCGAGUAAAAAUACACACCUUCAACCAGAGCAGGUACCCCAGGAUAAAUAAAGAGUCUCUGCUGCCUGUGGCGACCAAUAUGGGUCUGAUAGGUGAGAACGGUGAGGCAUGGUAUCCUCCUGGUCAUGGAGACAUAUACACCAGCUUCUGUAACUCAGGGCUGCUGGACAAGCUCCUCUCUGAGGGGAAAGAGUACAUCUUCGUCUCCAACAUCGAUAACCUGGGCGCUACGGUGGACCUGCACAUCCUCAACCACCUGAUGAGCCAACCAGCUGACAAACGCUGCGAAUUCGUCAUGGAGGUCACAGACAAAACACGGGCUGACGUCAAGGGUGGGACUCUGAUCCAGUAUGACAAUAAACUAAGGUUGCUGGAGAUCGCACAAGUGCCGAAAGCGCACGUCGACGAGUUCAAAUCCGUCACAAAGUUCAAAAUAUUCAACACCAACAACCUGUGGAUCAGCCUGCCGGCCAUAAAGAGACUGCAUGAGCAAAACACCCUGGACAUGGAGAUCAUCGUCAAUCCAAAGACACUAGAUGGUGGACUGAAUGUGAUCCAGCUGGAGACGGCUGUGGGCGCCGCCAUCAAGUGCUUCGACAACGCGCUGGGCAUCAAUGUCCCCCGUAGCCGCUUUCUUCCCGUGAAGACCACCUCCGACCUCCUACUGGUCAUGUCCAACCUGUAUAGCCUGGAGGCGGGCUCUCUGACCAUGAGCGAGAAGAGAGAGUUCCCCACCACGCCCCACGUCAAACUGGGCAGUUCAUUCACCAAGGUGCAGGAUUUCUUGCGGAGGUUUGAGAGUAUUCCAGACAUGCUGGAGCUGGAUCACCUCACCGUGUCUGGAGACGUCACUUUCGGAAAGCAAGUUGCUUUGAAGGGCACGGUCAUAAUCAUCGCUAAUCACGGAGAUCGGAUCGACAUUCCGGCCGGAGCGAUGCUGGAGAACAAGAUUGUCUCCGGAAACCUGCGCAUCCUGGACCACUGAAGCCUUUCUAGACUCAUAAUCUCAGCACCAGUCACACGCGCUGCCUCUUACUGCCUCUUAUAUGCCACCCGUAUCCAGCUUCUCAACUGUUACAGAGUCCGUCUGUCUGUCUGUGAGCGCUCAUCCAUGUGUGUAAGUGAAUGUAUGUAUAUGAGUAACGAUGCAUGCACAUACAGCACUGUGCGAAAGUUUUAGGCACGUGAAAGAAUUAGAGUGAAAACACUAACAGCAGAAUGAAUACAAAACAUAUUAAUUCAGAAAGUAAAUAUUUCCCAACCUCUCCGCGAGGAAACCUGCUGUUUAUUGCAGGUGUCAGUCUGGUUUGGUCACUAGAGCUGAAUGAUUUGGGGAAAAUAUCUGACUGCAAUUUUCCUUUUACUAAUAUUGCAGUUCAAAUGAGUCCGGCCUGAUUUAUUUUGGCCAGGAAGACCAGAAUAUCCACCUUUUUUGGCUUGAGGCUCGACCCCUGAACGUAGUGUGUCCAACGGCCAGUAAACGAUUUGGUUGCGUCUGAUUGGUCUACCUCAUCUGCAGGCAUUUCAGACUCUUAUCCGGUUCAGUUUCCCCUCUGAAAACUCAAAACAACCUUUUUGCUAAUGCACACACUUAAAAAUGAUGGUUCUUCAAGGGUUCUUUGGCCAAGACAAUGGUUCUAUAUAGAACCAUAAACACUCAACAGUCCAUUUGCAUGCUUAAAAUGGUUCUGCGGAUUGAUGGAGAAUGUGCUGUAUGUGAUUCUAUAUAGCAACUGUUUGAAAAGGUUUUAUAUAGCACCAAAAUGUUCUAUUGUUCCAAUGUCCAACAUCACAAUAGUAGAACCCUUUUUGAUUCUAUCUGGAACCCUAUACAACACAUUCUCCAUCAGUCUUAAGAACCAUUUCACCAUGCAGAUAACUUUUUAAGCAUGCAAAUGGGUUGU